Molecule: messenger RNA, 597 nt
Organism: Magnusiomyces paraingens
Lineage: Eukaryota; Fungi; Ascomycota; Dipodascomycetes; Dipodascales; Dipodascaceae
Exons: 1
Coding region: 1-597 (198 amino acids)
Source: RefSeq, a predicted model, not a curated record
AUGGUCGCCAUCAACAAACUUUCUCUCUUGAACUCUUUGGUUCUUUCUGUCUCUGCCUCUCCUAUUGGCAAUCCAGAAGCUGUUGCUGUUGCUGUUGCUUUACCUAAUGGUGAUUCCAAUGACAUUACUGGCUCUACAGUAAUUAUCAAACGCGAAAGCGUGUCUGGUGUUGCUGAUUUGAUCGAUAGUCUUGUCAAGUUCCUUUUGGCUACACUCGGUAAUCUCCCCAGUCUUGAUCUGGCUAGUGAGUCUAAAGAUUUUGCCAAUCUUUUGGUCAUUGUCAAUAAGGACUUACUUCAAAUUGAAAAUGACCUCAAGAGCUUUGGCCUUACUUCAGGUCUCGGCACUUUGCUCCAGUCUACCUUUAUUAGUACUGGCCUUCAAUUUCUUGUUUUGACCUUGUCCACGUUUGUGGCCAACCUUGUUUCUAAGCUUGCUACUGGCCAUAGUAUUGACCCUGAUGUUGCAGCCCAACUUAGCCAGCUCAAGUCCCAGAUUGCCGGGCUCAAGACUCAGCUCCAAACUUUUGGUCUUUUGGGUACUCUUGAUUCUGCUGUGGCUUCUAUUGUCCACUGUCUUGAGGGGCUUCUUUCUUAA